AAGAAGAAGACAGAGGAACCUAGUAGUUUCUAGAACUAAUGUUUCCGGUCGACUGUAUUUUUCCUUCGGACGUCUUUCUUUCGCGCUUAAGCAACAUUAACUUUUGCACCCUUUGGACUUUAUCGCUUAAACUGUAAUGGCGCUCCCUGGGCCCAAUAAGGACAACAUCAGAGCUGGGUGUAAGAAAUGUGGAUAUCCGGGCCAUUUAACAUUCGAGUGCCGAAAUUUCGUUCGAGUUGACCCGCAGAAAGACAUUGUUCUGGACGUAAGCAGCACCAGCAGCGAGGAGAGUGAAGAUGACGUUCCCGCCACUCAGCACAAUGAAAAACUGGGGCGAAGUCUGCAGCGCCAUAAAGAUAAUGAAGAUGUUGGGAAAAAGACACGUAAACGAAAGAAGAGCAAAGAUAGAAAAUCAAGAAAAAGAUCCUCAUCAUCAAGUGACGAAGAACCAAAAAAGAGAAAGAAGCGCAGCAGAUCGAGCUCCUCGUCCGACGAGGAGGACAGGAAAAAGAAAAAGAAACAAAGUCACAAGAAAAAGAGCAAAAAGAACAAGAAGGUGCAUGGAAAGCAUCACAAGAAGAGAGACAGAAAAAGGAAACACAAAUCGUCUUCAUCCUCUUCUUCAUCAUCUAGUGAAUCUUCAGAAAGUGACUGAUCCACCAAUCUGUAAAGCCUCAAGAUCGCUCACAUAUUUAUUAGGCAGAUCGUCUACACUGUCUCUCGUUAUCUUUGUGUAAAUAUAUUUUAUUUUAUUUUUUUUGUAACCUGUGUCCACAAACUGCUAGGCCUCUACAUCACUCAGCAUCAUCCACGACUGUUCUGUAUUAUCCAGCGCUGCUGCAAACCAGACAACAUGCAGUGCUGAAAGUUUUGCAUUGCUUUGUCUACCUGACAAUUUUAAUUUUAAUAGGUGUGGUCUGAUCAUUUGUGCAUCAGUGCAAAGUUUUAAAGCUGUGCCGAUUUUGUUCUUUACGUGUAGAUUUUAUGUUUUUUAGUCUGUAGUGAAAGGUCAAAUAUGGACCAAACUCUUUGAGUUCCACCGUAGUAGAAGUGAGCAGUGACUUGGUGCCGACGUGUUUCUUGGUACCGGUAGUGAGUCCAGUCCUUCACAGCUGCUUAUUAAGCCUUGGUAGUUAAACUAUGAGAGCUUGUGUUGCAAAGGAAGCAUUUUAGUUGUUGAACGUAGAAGUUUGGUUUGUACUGGAGCUGUAAAUAAUGGACACAUGUUGGUGUUUGUACCACAGAUGUACUGCAGUCUUCAGCUGGUUAUGUUUUUCCAUUAGCAAUUUCUAUCCUGUCCGUAGUUAUCGGGUCAUUUAUUAAUUUCAAAGAACUCAUCAACGUUACUCCUUUAUUCCAUCAUAAGUUGCCCUUUUGUUUUUACAGCUUUAUGCUUGCCUUUUGAUAAUUGUGAUCUCACAAUCGAAAUAAAUUUAUAUUUUCUCUCAAA
This is a messenger RNA of Fundulus heteroclitus (mummichog), 1450 nucleotides long. It is a transcript of the gene srek1ip1, whose product is annotated as SREK1-interacting protein 1. The record is from RefSeq and is a predicted model, not a curated record. Gene Ontology annotation, molecular function: zinc ion binding; nucleic acid binding. The transcript has 5 exons. The coding region runs from base 137 to 655 and encodes 172 amino acids. NCBI's taxonomy places the organism in Eukaryota, Metazoa, Chordata, Actinopteri, Cyprinodontiformes, Fundulidae.